UUCCCGCUUUCUCUCAGUCCUAUCCAAUACAGACAUCUCUCUCCCUCUCUCUCCUAUAAUGACGGCUACAGCGUUUGGGAUCUGCUUGUGGUUGGCCGUUACGGCUUCCUUUCUCUUAACAGCUACAAACGCCAAAAUCCCCGGCGUUUACAGCGGCGGACCGUGGCAGAACGCACACGCCACUUUCUACGGCGGUAGUGACGCCUCCGGAACCAUGGGUGGCGCGUGUGGAUACGGGAACUUGUACAGCCAAGGAUACGGUGUGAACACGGCGGCCUUGAGCACUGCUCUGUUCAACAACGGCUUUAGCUGCGGUGCUUGCUUCGAGAUUAAGUGUACCGACGACCCGAGAUGGUGUGUUCCGGGAAAUCCUUCGAUUCUUGUGACGGCGACGAACUUUUGUCCGCCGAAUUUCGCUCAGCUGAGUGAUGACGGAGGAUGGUGCAAUCCGCCGCGUGAGCACUUUGAUCUCGCUAUGCCUAUGUUCCUCAAGAUCGGUCUCUACCGUGCAGGCAUUGUCCCCGUCUCCUAUCGCAGGUCUCUCUCUCUCUGAUUUUUUUUGUCCUUUUCCAAAUCUUUUUUACUUUUCUGCAUCGUUUUGGUUUUUCCGGUAAUAAUAAUAUAAUUUGGUGAAUCAGUAAGAAUUUAACUGUACACUAGGGUGAAGAUAUUACACAAUAGUAACUUUUGCAAAUCUAAUUUAUGUUAAAUGAGAUUCAUGUUUUGAUGGGAAAUAGUGUUUUAUUGUGUAAAGAAAACUAAUUAGAGGCUUUCUUGUUUGAUUACUCGCUAUGCUAGAAAAUUGAGUAAAUUUUUAUAAAGACUCUUUUUGUUCUAAAAUGCAAAUGUCUUGAUUUUUUUAAAAUGACGUAUUUUAUUUGUCCACAAUAUUUUCUUUUUUAGGUGCUCUACUUUUAUGUAUACUUGUACCGACUACCGAACAUGUUAUGAUUUUUAUUAUCUCUGUGUGUUUUGUUUUCUUCUAGGUUUCUUCUAGCACUUUUUAGAUAACGGCCUAUGAGUUUCAGACUUCAGAAACUGAAACCAUCGCUCUCAAUAGUAUUAUUAUUAUUACUUACUUUGUUUUUUACUCUGAAACAGUUUAUAUUAAUUUAUAAGUAUUUCAAUUUAUCUUUUCGGGAAAAGAAGCAGGACACACUAACCUAGAGAUCCAUCUCUCUCUCUCUCCCUCUUCAUCUCUCUUGUCUUGUUGUUAAUAAUUUGUCUGAACUCUCUGUUU
Molecule: messenger RNA, 1240 nt
Organism: Camelina sativa (false flax)
Lineage: Eukaryota; Viridiplantae; Streptophyta; Magnoliopsida; Brassicales; Brassicaceae
Source: RefSeq, a predicted model, not a curated record